Leptopilina boulardi is the source of this 2826-nucleotide messenger RNA. Its product is annotated as neprilysin-4. Gene Ontology annotation, biological process: protein processing. Gene Ontology annotation, molecular function: metalloendopeptidase activity. The transcript has 14 exons. Gene Ontology annotation, cellular component: plasma membrane. The coding region runs from base 157 to 2769 and encodes 870 amino acids. The record is from RefSeq and is a predicted model, not a curated record. Lineage: Eukaryota; Metazoa; Arthropoda; Insecta; Hymenoptera; Figitidae.
CAGCAAUUUGGAGUCUACAUCAGUGGAGUCGUUCGAAUCACCCAGAUUGACAUUCAGAUUUGCCCUAGAUACAGUCAAAUAUCUUCCUUUUUUUCUUUCUCAACUUUUUUAGUGAUUUCUUUAUUAUUAUAAUAACCUCAGACAAUAUUAAAAACGAUGAGGAGUGGAGAUCAAUUAAGUCAAAUUAGUGACGAGGAGUGUUAUGCAAGUGGUUGUCCCUCCUGUAGAUUGGAUAUCAACAAGGACACGGGCAGAUUGAAGUGGUGCGUGGGAAGGAAUAAAUUUUGUCGAGCUUGGAUAAAAUGUAUGCUUCUUAUACCAGCAGUAAUUUUACCAAUAAUUAUAAUUUUUAUUGCUCUAUCUCGAUCGACAGUGAUUGGUACAUUUUCACAUCAUCAAACAACUGAAAAAACAAAAUUUACAAGCCAACAUUUAGAGAACUUAACAGUAGAAGAGGAUCGAGUUACAUUCGCCUCAUCAAAUUCAUUUAUUAAGACUAAAUAUGUGCAUCGAAAUAAAAGAGAAAUAAACCAGAUGCAUUGGCAAUUGUCGGAUUCAAUCGAAAAGGAUAUAAAUAAAUCACUUGAGAUAGAAAGCGAAACUGCUGAUGAUGAUGAAGAUGAUGAUGGUGAUGAUGAUGAUGAUGAUGAUGAAGAUGAUCAUGAUGAUGAUGAUGAUGCGCAUACUUUCAACUUGAAUGAUAAAAUUGGCAGUUUUUGGAACAGCAAAGAAAAUUCUGAUGAUAGAAUUCGAAAAAUCCAAGCAAAAAUAAUGAUGAAAUACAUGGACAAAACUGUUAAUCCAUGUGACGAUUUUUAUCAAUAUGCUUGUGGCAAUUGGGCAAAACAUAAUCCAAUUCCAAAAGACAAAGCAGGAUACGAUACUUUUGAAAUAUUAAGAGAAUCCUUGGAUAUAGUAUUAAAAAAUUUAUUAGAAGAACCUAUUCUUCAACAUUAUAAAGACCCCAACGAUGCCGUUGUGAAAGCUAAGCAUCUUUAUCAAAGUUGCAUGAAUUACGAUAUUUUGAUGAAAAGACUGGAAAAACCAUUACUUGAAAUUUUAGACGAUUUUGGUGGUUGGCCAAUAUUGCAUCCAAAUUGGAAUGGAAACAAUUUUAACUGGCUUCAAUUAGCGGCACAAUUACGUCUCUUCAAUAACGAUAUUCUUAUUUCCUAUUGGGUGGGACCUGACAUAAAAAAUAGCGAUCAAUAUAUCAUACAAUUUGAUCAAACAUCAUUGGGUUUACCAACCAGAGAUUACUUUCUCCAACCUUCAAAUGCAAUAUAUCUUAAUGCAUAUAAAGCUUACAUGAUUAAAAUUGCCACUUUGUUGGGAUCAUCUUUAAACGAUACUCAAAAGCAAGCGGAAGAAUUGAUUAAGUUUGAAAGAAAACUAGCAAAAAUCACUUUAUCGCCAGAUGAACGAAAGAAUGUUUCUGAUCUUUAUAAAAAGAUGAGUGUUGGAGAAUUGAAAACAAUUAUUCCACAAAUAGAUUGGCAUCAAUAUUUAUCAAUUGUUUUGGCUCGUACUGCACGUACUUCUGAACCAGUUGUUAUAUUUGCUCUUCAAUAUAUGCAGAAUUUAGUUAAUCUUCUCUCUAAAACUUCACCAAGAACAAUUUCAAAUUAUCUUUUAUGGCGAUUUGUGAGGCACAGAGUGAAUAAUCUAGAUGAUCGUUUUCAAGAAGCAAAACAAAAGUUUUAUAACAUUCUCUAUGGUCGAGAACAGGCUCCACCAAGAUGGAAGAAUUGUGUUGCUCAAGUAAAUUCAAAUAUGGGAAUGGUUGUUGGCUCGAUGUUUGUAAAAAAAUAUUUUAAUGAGAUUAGCAAAAAUGAUACUCUUUUGAUAACACGAGAAAUACAAAAAUCCUUCAAAGAAUUAUUAAACAAAACUAUUUGGAUUGAUGGUAGAACAAAGGGAAUCGCAAGUAAAAAAGUGGAUGCAAUGCUCCUACGAAUUGGAUAUCCUGAUUUUAUUUUAGAACCGAAAUUACUUAAUGAAGUUUAUAAAAAUGUUGCAAUUGAACCAGAAAAAUAUUUUGAAAAUACACUGAAUAUUCUACAUCAUUUAACAAAAAUUGAACAGGAUCGCCUUGGACGUGCCGUUAAUAAAUCUCUUUGGACCACUGCUCCAGCGGUUGUUAAUGCAUUUUACAGCAGAAAUAAGAAUCAAAUAAUAUUUCCUGCGGGAAUUCUACAACCACCAUUUUAUCACACAUAUUUUCCUAGAAGUUUAAAUUAUGGAGGAAUUGGAGUUGUCAUUGGUCAUGAAAUAACACACGGCUUUGAUGACAAAGGACGAUUAUUUAAUAAAGAUGGAAAUUUACAUAGAUGGUGGAAAGACGAAGCUAUUAAAGAAUUUCAUCGAAGAGCCCAAUGUCUAAUUGAUCAGUAUAGUAAAUAUAGAGUAUCAGAAGUUGAUAUGCAGAUAGAUGGAAUCAACACUCAAGGGGAAAAUAUUGCUGACAAUGGUGGGAUUAAACAAGCUUUCAGGGCUUAUGAGAAGUGGUUAAAAACAAAUGGAGAUGAGAAAGAAAAUCUUCCAGGUAUUAACGCAACAGGGAAACAAUUAUUUUUCUUAAACUUUGCACAAAUAUGGUGUAGUUCAAUGAGGCCAGAAGCUACUAAAAAUAAAUUGAAGACCGCCGUUCACUCGCCAGGUAAAUUUCGAGUAAUAGGCUCCCUUUCAAAUACAAGAGAUUUCGCACAAGUUUUUAAUUGCCCACUUGGAACACCAAUGAAUCCGACAAAAAAAUGUUCAGUUUGGUAAUGCGAAAAUAAUAAAUAAUUAAAUAAAUAAAUUUUAAUAAAAAUUUUCAUAAAUUUA